AUGGCGGCCUGCAGGCAGUGCUGCUCGUACCUGAGGCUCCGGCCGCCGGGCUGCGGUCCCCUAGGUCCCCUCGGCCGGCCCGGGCGGAGUCGGCCACUCACUUAUUUGCAGGCGCGAGCGCUGUGGAGCAGCACCGGGUCCCGAACGGUGGCCGUGGACCUGGGCCACAGAAAAUUAGAAAUAUCCUCUGGAAAACUGGCAAGAUUUGCAGAUGGCUGUGCAGUGGUACAGUCAGGUGACACAGCAGUGAUGGUCACAGCGGUCAGUAAAACAAAGCCUUCACCCUCCCAGUUCAUGCCCCUGCUGGUUGACUACAGACAGAAGGCUGCUGCAGCAGGUAGAAUCCCCACAAACUACCUUAGACGGGAGAUUGGCUCUUCUGACAAAGAGAUUCUUACAAGUCGAGUAAUAGAUCGUUCAAUUCGACCUCUCUUUCCAGCUGGCUAUUUUUAUGAUACUCAGGUAAUAUGUAAUCUGCUAGCAGUAGAUGGCAUCAAUGAACCUGAUGUCCUAGCAAUCAAUGGUGCUUCUGUGGCCCUCUCCUUGUCAGACAUUCCUUGGAAUGGACCUGUUGGGGCAGUACGAAUAGGAAUGAUUGAUGGAGAAUGUGUUGUUAACCCGACAAGGAAAGAGAUGUCUUCUAGCACUUUAAAUUUAGUGGUUGCUGGAGCACCUAAAAGCCAUAUUGUUAUGCUGGAAGCCUCUGCAGAAAACAUUCUACAGCAGGACUUCUGUCAUGCUAUCAAAGUUGGAGUGAAGCAUACCCAGCAGAUAAUUCAGGGCAUCCAGCAGUUGGUAAAAGAAAUUGGUGUUGCCAAGAGGACACCCCAGAAGAUAUUCACCCCUUCACCAGAGAUUGUGAAGUAUGCUCACAAACUCGCCAUGGAGAAACUCUAUGCAGUUUUUACGGAUUAUGAACAUGAUAAAAUUUCUAGAGAUGAAGCUGUUAACAAGAUAAGACUAGACACAGAGGAGCAACUAAAGGAAAAAUUUCCAGAGGUCGACCAAUUUGAAAUAAUAGAAUCCUUCAAUGUUGUUGCAAAGGAGGUUUUCAGAAGUAUUAUUUUGAAUGAAUACAAAAGGUGUGAUGGACGGGAUUUGACUUCACUUAGGGAUAUAAGUUGUGAGGUAGAUAUGUUUAAAACACUUCAUGGAUCAGCAUUAUUUCAAAGGGGACAGACACAGGUACUCUGUACUGUUACAUUUGAUUCAUUAGAAUCCAGUAUUAAGUCAGAUCAAAUUAUAACAGCUAUAAAUGGGGUAAAAGAUAAAAAUUUCAUGCUGCACUAUGAGUUUCCUCCUUAUGCAACCAAUGAAAUUGGCAAAGUCACUGGUGUAAAUAGAAGAGAACUUGGGCAUGGUGCUCUUGCUGAGAAAGCUUUGUUUCCCGUUAUUCCCAAAGAUUUUCCUUUUACUAUAAGAGUCACAUCCGAAGUCCUUGAGUCAAAUGGGUCAUCUUCUAUGGCAUCUGCAUGUGGUGGAAGUUUGGCAUUAAUGGAUGCAGGGGUCCCGAUUUCAUCUGCUGUUGCAGGUGUAGCAGUAGGAUUGGUUACCAAAACCAAUCCAGAGAAAGGGGAAAUAGAAGAUUAUCGUUUGCUGACAGAUAUUCUGGGAAUUGAAGAUUACAAUGGUGACAUGGAUUUCAAAAUAGCCGGUACAAAUAAGGGAAUAACUGCAUUACAGGCUGAUAUUAAAUUACCUGGAAUACCAAUUAAAAUUGUAAUGGAAGCCAUUCAGCAAGCAUCAGUGGCAAAGAAGGAGAUAUUACAGAUAAUGAACAGAGUAAUUUCAAAACCUCGAGCAUCUAGAAAAGAAAAUGGACCAGUCGUAGAAACAAUUAAAGUUCCAUUAUCAAAACGAGCAAAAUUUGUUGGACCGGGUGGAUAUCACAUAAAAAAACUUCAGGCUGACACAGGUGUAACAAUUAGUCAAAUUGAUGAAGAAACCUUCUCCAUAUUUGCACCAACACCUAGUGCAAUGCAUGAGGCAAGAGACUUCAUUAACGAAAUUUGCAGAGAUGAUCAAGAGCAACAGUUAGAAUUUGGAGCAGUUUAUACCGCUACAAUAACUGAAAUCAGAGACACUGGCGUAAUGGUAAAACUGUACCCAAACAUGACUGCUGUGCUACUUCAUAACACGCAACUUGACCAGCGAAAGAUUAAACAUCCCACUGCCCUAGGAUUAGAAGUUGGUCAAGAAAUUCAGGUCAAAUACUUUGGCCGUGAUCCAGCUGAUGGAAGAAUGAGGCUUUCCCGCAAAGUCCUUCAGUCUCCAGCUAUAACUGCUGUCAAAACUCUAAAUGAUAGAAGCAGCAUUGUAAUGGGAGAGUCUAUGUCACAGUCAUCAUCCAACUCUUCCCCUUGACUCCUUUUGGAAAUGGGACUGUAAACUGCUAAUAAUUUGGGAAAAAAUGAAGCCAGUUCUUGGAACUCAAGAGGGGUACCACAGAAUUUAAAUGGACAGCUCACUAAUGCCAACAGCAGAAGCACCCUCAUUUCUACAUAAACCAGCAGCCUACCAUUCGAGCCAUACUUCCCUUCAUCUUUAUUCAAAUCAUGGUCGUUUUUCAUAAUUUCUAAUGAUGUUUUUGUUUUUGCUUUUUUGGGAGGCAGCAUUUCUCUGUGUCGCCAAGGGUGUCCUGGAACUUGCUCUGUAGACCAGGCUGGCCUUGAACUCAGAUCCACCUGUGCCUGCCUCCUGAGUGCUGGGAUUAAAUGUGUGCAUCACCACCACCAGGCCCUCUAAUUAAGUUUUUAAUCUGAGCCUAUCAUAUGCCAAAAACUAAUUUAUAGUACCUGAAUACUGCUAUUUGCAAAUUGAUCUUUUUUUUCUUUUUUUUUAUUAAUAUUUCCACCUGCUCCCCGUUUCCCAUUUCCCUCCCCUCCUCCCAAAUAUUACCCCCUCCCCCCACUCCCCUCCCCCUAUCCCCACUCCUCUUCUCCACCCCCCACACCUGCAAAUUGAUCUUUUAUGACCCUUUUUUUUGACAUACCAUGAAUUAGUGUUCAAAUUUUUACAUAUAUUUGUUUUGUGCACUUAGAAGCCAUUGUAUGUGUAUGAGGAUCAGGACAACUUGUAGGAUGUUGGUUCACUCACACUGUGUGGGUUCCAGGAGACAAACUCAGGGCAUCAGACUUCACAAUAAUUAUACAUUUCCUUGCUGAGCCGUCUGACUUGCUUAAAUUAUGGAUUUUAUGUGACUAUUUUCUUUCCCUUCCAAAACAUUUUAAAUUUCUGGAUCUAAGAUAGAAGCAUGAACAUGAGCCGCUCUCUGUUGAGCUCAGCCAAGCGUCACAUUCAUUCAACAUCUGCUGUGGACUAAGCACUAUGUGCAGGGGAUGUCCGCAAACAGAGCCGAAGCUCCUGUUCACUUCUGCUUGAGAAAACUCGAGGAAGCAAGGAUGUAACAUCCGACAAAGAAGCAGAUACUGUAGUGGAAAGGGGCUGGGAGUGAUCCCUCCUACCGCUGCAGUGUAGACUGUGAACAAGAUCAGCGUGGGGAGGGAAAGAUUUAUUUGGCUUACACUGCCCAAUCACAAUCUGUUGAGGAAAGCCAAGGGAAGAAACUAAAACAGGUCAUGAGGAGUACUUUUUACUGGCUUGCCUCCAAUGGCUUACUCAGCCUGCCUUUUUUAAAAAAUACUUUUAUAAAUAUAUAUUAUAUAUAGUUAUAAUAUAUAUAUUUUUUGGUGGGGGGUAUCAAGACAGGGUUUCUCUGUAGACUGGGCUGUAAAGAUGUGCGCCCCCACCGCCCAAUAGCCCCACCUGCUCUCUUAUGCCAUCUAGGACCAACUACCCCAGUGAACUAGGCCCGGCACAUCAAGCAUUAAUCAGUAAAAUGCCCCCAUAGCCUUGACAAUUGGCCAAUCAGAUGGAAGCAUUUUCUUGUUUGAGGCUCCCUUUUCCCAGAUAAUCCUGGCUUGUAGAAAGUUGACAAAAAAAAUAAAUAAAAUAAAAAUCACACAGCCAGGACAAGUGAUAAGUUAUUGUUUGAAAUGAAAUGAUUCAGAACCACUUCCCUGAAUAGAUAAUAUUUAAAGAGACCUGAAUGAAAUAGAAGGAGAUGUGAAGACAAAAUAAACUUUCAUUUUUUAAGUCAGUUUCACACAGUUUUGUCUUUUGCUUUGUAUUAAGAAUAGAGUCAAGGGCUGGAGAGAUGACUCAGAGGUUAAGAGCACUGACUGCUCUUCCAGAAGUUCAAUUCUCAGUAACCAUAUGGUGGCUCACAACCAUCUAUAACAUCUGAUGACCCACAUGGUGAAAAGAGAAGCAGUUCCCUCAAGUUGUUCUCUGACCUCCAGACAUGCACCAUAGUACUUAAGCACCAA
Molecule: messenger RNA, 4328 nt
Organism: Chionomys nivalis (European snow vole)
Lineage: Eukaryota; Metazoa; Chordata; Mammalia; Rodentia; Cricetidae
Gene: Pnpt1
Product: polyribonucleotide nucleotidyltransferase 1
Exons: 29
Coding region: 1-2364 (787 amino acids)
Biological process (GO): mitochondrial mRNA catabolic process; mitochondrial RNA 3'-end processing
Cellular component (GO): cytosol; mitochondrion
Molecular function (GO): 3'-5'-RNA exonuclease activity; polyribonucleotide nucleotidyltransferase activity; RNA binding
Source: RefSeq, a predicted model, not a curated record